Molecule: messenger RNA, 363 nt
Organism: Arabis nemorensis
Lineage: Eukaryota; Viridiplantae; Streptophyta; Magnoliopsida; Brassicales; Brassicaceae
Source: the annotation of a GenBank genome assembly
AUGAAUCGAGGUGGAUUGCGGGUGACGAGGUGGAGAACGACGUGCUACGGUGGAAGGUGUCGACAAGGCGAGUGCUACGGUGCUGCAACCGAGGCGACAACAGAUCUGAUUCUAGCACCGAGGCAAACGACUAGUUGGCGAGUUGAAUGUCGACGCCGAGGUGGAGAGGUUCUGCGAUACCGAGUUGAGUCUCAGUCGAUAGGGCGGCGCAAAUUACGGUGGAGACGAAUUCGUCUUCUCCACGCCGAGGUGGUUCGACCGAGGUGGAUUCGACCGAGGCGCCGAGGUGGAUUCGACCGAGGCGCUGAGGUGGUUCGACCGAGGUGGAUUCGACCAAGGCGGUUAAUUCCGACGCCGACUUGA